AGGAAGGAGCAAGGAAAGGUCCUGGUCCAUUGCAAAAUGGGAAUAAGCAGGUCAGCGAGCGUGGUUGUGGCGUAUGCCAUGAAGUGGCAUGGCUGGUCGCUUUCACAGAGCCAGGAAUUUGUCAAGCAGAAACGCACCUGCGUCAAGCCGAAUGAGAAUUUCCUGAAACAACUCGAAAUCUACGAGGGCAUCCUCGACGCGAGCAAGCACCGCCACAAUAGCCUCUGGCGUUCCGUGAGCGAAUCGAGCUUGCGUUGCAACGAAAAAUCUCGACGAACGUCUUGCUCAAACGCCGUGCGGAAAGUGAAGAACUUUCUGUGCGUUUCCGAUGAAUCCCGCCGGAAUCCGAAAGGAAAGAAGACCCUCGUGCCGCCGCCGUCGACGACGACGACGACAACGAAGACGGACGAGCCGCGUCCGAAGUCCUGGACGUCGCAAGACGACAGUGCGUCGACGAAACGAGCAUUGCGGCAAUUGAGUGAUACUGGCAUGGAUGUGAGUGAUGGAAUCUCUGCAAAGCCGAGGCCGCGAUCAUACACGGAUUCCUCGAAGCGAAAGACGAGCGUCAGUCGCCCGCUGCGAAAUGUUUUCUGGCCAUUUCGUGCCGGAGAGAGUUACAGCGUCUCUCCGAACAAAGUUGUGCAUUUGGACAAUCCUCCGGACAAAGUUCUUCCAGAAGGAAUCGUGAGAUCGAGUUCUGUGAAAGACCGAAUCUCCGAGUUGGAGAAUUGCCAAGUGAACGUGCCGGCGGUCAAGUGCUGCGAGGAUCUGCCCGAUCACACUGGCUUGGUUCAAACGCUUGCCAAUCAAUUUGAAGCCAAAGGAAAGUCGCUAGAAGAAGGUAGUUCUGGCCAAACGUACUGCGCCAAAGUGGUGCUGAAGCAGUCGUUGCCACGCGGUCACCGAGACCCGUUCUCUGCGCAAGUGGACAAAGUCUUCGACCGCGAAGAGCGACGCAAGGCCCGUGACCCUCAUCCUGACCCGAUCCGAGUCAACGUGAUCCUGCCACCGCAAGUCGCGGCGCUCAAGUCUCACUCGCCUUCGCGACAGAGCUCGUUUGGCUCUGUGGACUCGGCCAUUGUGGUGUCGUCGUCGGUGUGCUCGGAGAAUCCGUCGCGACAGAGCUCGUGGGGCUCGUGUGACACGCAGCGGGUUCCCGUGACGCCUCCGCCGCCGAGGCAUCCGGGGAAACGUCAUCGCUGGGUCAAUAACGCUAUGGUGCUGAAGGAGGCCGAGUCUGAAUAUAAACCGCGUGAGUCUAUAGAAUCGUCUGCAAAGAGGCGUAGUGCGAGUGUGCCGAAAUUUCGGAAAGGAGUACUUCCGAUGCAGGAGCGCAAGUCAAGCCUGGGUUGCUUGUCAAAGGAGGAAAUUGUCAAGUGUGAUAACGAUGAAAAUUUCUUGCCGGGAGACGACGUGGUACCUUCUAAUAACAAUCCUUCGUACGGAACGAUGUGACUGCUUCAUCUCUCGUUUCAUUCCGCGUGUUUUCGUUGACGGUGAUGUGAUUCAGAUGAUUUUUUCAAGUCCUCGAGAAUAGUGUUAUUGUAAUUAUAUUUUGACUGACCUCCGAGGAGUUCCGUGUGUAUUCCAGGGGUUUUUUUUAUUUUAUAGAAUUCUUGAUUCGUGUUGCUACGUGCGCAGAAUUAUUUUGCAAUUUCGCGUUCCCAAAAUGCGUUUUGCACAAUAAACGAAAUUAUUGGUGGCAUUCAAGUCAACUCCUGUAUGAUGUGGUCCGAUCCGGAGCGUCGCACUUGACACAAAUUUGAGCAUGAAUUUCUGCAUUGUUGCAGUCGCCCUAUUCUUGAAAUCUGAUGAAGUGAAGGGAUCUUAAGUCUUAAUGAAAUCGAAUUUUAAGCACUCAUUUUAUACUUUCUAUCUUUUCCAUAAGUCGAACGUAUAAAAUCGUUUUUCUGGGAUAUCUUACCUAACAAUGGGCAGUCGAAACCGCUCAGUUUGGACGCAUGGAUGUGAAUUGUUCUGAAGUGGCGUAUUAUUGGGAGAACGGCAAGUAACCACAUCUGUCCGUAUUCCUAAGGAAUGUUUCUCUUGCGAUAUUUACGCUUUUUUUGUUUGUUUUCAAAUCUCAUUUUCUGGAGUUAGAUGAUGCCGUUCUUCUUCGAUAUUGGCUUUCAUUAUGACUGCGGUGUGCUUGCGUAGUUGGUGCCUGUGAUAUUGAACUCCUCGUCUCCGCAGCUACGUUUCUGCGUUUUUCUCGUUUUCUUUUGAUGCAUUUCAGUUUUUUUGGAGUUCUUCGUGGUCGGAAUUCGUUUCGUGUCCUCGCGCUCGGUUUUUCUUGGUUUUCUUUUUCAAUGCGUUGAUGUCAGUUCAAGUACAAUUUUCAACCCUCACUUUUCCCGUGUAGUAGGAAACCUGAGGUUCAUCCCGGUAGAUGGGAACUGGACGGCAAAUGUUGUGCUUUUCUUUGGGUGGUUUCUGACGGGGAACAAGUUUUGUGGAAACGCAAAUUGUACUUGAACGCACCACGGAAGUGUCUUCAUUUCUACCCGUGCUGUGAUGUGUUUUCUCUUGCGCUGCAGGAACGCGUACUUGAACCGAGUUUGACAAGGUGGUUUGUCAGAAUGCAAGAAUUGUGGGACACGGAAGA
Notodromas monacha is the source of this 2605-nucleotide messenger RNA. NCBI's taxonomy places the organism in Eukaryota, Metazoa, Arthropoda, Ostracoda, Podocopida, Cyprididae. The record is from the annotation of a GenBank genome assembly.